Molecule: messenger RNA, 656 nt
Organism: Emiliania huxleyi CCMP1516
Lineage: Eukaryota; Haptophyta; Isochrysidales; Noelaerhabdaceae
Exons: 1
Coding region: 5-496 (163 amino acids)
Source: RefSeq, a predicted model, not a curated record
GUGAAUGCUCGGCUUCACCGUGCUCUUCCCAGCCUUCCGUGCCGGCGCUCCGCUCUCCGCUCCGCUCUCCCGCGCCGCCGCGUCGCACUCGCCGCUCUCCCGCUCCUUUGCCAUCAUGGGCCGCAAACCGGGUGUGAGCCCUCCGGAGGAGCUGGCCAGCUUUGUCGAACAGGCGGGCGGUGAUCUGGUCGUUGUCGACGUCCGCAACCCGGACUUUGAGAAGGAGCCGGGCGACGGCGAGACAAACAAGACCGCAAAGAUCGGAGACCCUAGCCGCAAGGCUGCGGUCAACAUCGUCUUCGACCGCGCCACCGCGUCGAUGGACCUCUCGCCGCUGGACGGCAAGGAUAAGGCGACCCCGAUCAUCUCGCACUGCGGCGGCGGCGGGCGCGGCCAAAAGGCGAAGGAAUACCUGGAGGCGAACGGCUUCACCAACGUCAAGAACGGAGGCGGGCCGGAGGACGCCGAGUGCUGGGCGGUUUUUGGAAGCAAGUAAAGGGAGGCGGGGGCAGAGGCAGAGGGGCGUUGCAGUAAUCCAGUACGGGGCAGAGGUAGAGGGGCGAUCUCUGCAGUGAUCCAGUACGCGCACACACUCACACCUCUGACUCGCGGUACCUGUAUUUGUUUAUUGAUACACAGCAAAGAUACGUACGCCA